Messenger RNA from Euleptes europaea (tarantolino), 1684 nucleotides. RefSeq names its product forkhead box C1 (gene FOXC1). Gene Ontology annotation, molecular function: DNA-binding transcription factor activity, RNA polymerase II-specific; RNA polymerase II cis-regulatory region sequence-specific DNA binding. Lineage: Eukaryota; Metazoa; Chordata; Lepidosauria; Squamata; Sphaerodactylidae. The transcript has a single exon. Bases 8 to 1684 code for a protein of 558 amino acids. Gene Ontology annotation, biological process: anatomical structure morphogenesis; cell differentiation; regulation of transcription by RNA polymerase II. The record is from RefSeq and is a predicted model, not a curated record.
GGGGGCCAUGCAGGCGCGCUACCCGGUCUCCAGCCCCAACUCGCUGGGAGUGGUGCCCUACCUGGGCGGCGAGCAGAGCUACUACCGGGCGGCGGCGGCGGGCGGGGGCUACGCGGCCAUGCCGGCCCCCAUGAGCAUGUACUCGGCCCACCCGGGGGCGCAUGAAGCCUACGCGGGGGGCGGGGGCGGCGGGGGGCGGCCGUACGGGCCGUACCCGCCGCCGGCGCCGCCGCCGCCCAAGGACCUGGUGAAGCCGCCCUACUCGUACAUUGCGCUCAUCACCAUGGCCAUCCAGAACGCGCCCGACAAGAGGAUCACGCUCAACGGCAUCUACCAGUUCAUCAUGGAGCGCUUCCCCUUCUACCGCGACAACAAGCAGGGCUGGCAGAACUCCAUCCGCCACAACCUCUCGCUCAACGAGUGCUUCGUCAAGGUGCCCCGCGACGACAAGAAGCCCGGCAAGGGCAGCUACUGGACCCUCGACCCGGACUCCUACAACAUGUUCGAGAACGGCUCCUUCCUCCGCCGCCGCCGCCGCUUCAAGAAGAAGGACGUCCCCAAGGACAAGGCCGGCCAGGAGCCCCCCCCGCCCAAGGAGGCCGGCCCCGACGCCCCCCCCACCGACCGGGCCCCCCCGCCCGUCCGCCUGCAGGACAUCAAGACCGAGAACGGCGCCGCCUCGCCGGCGCCCGCCCUCUCCCCGCUGGCCGGCGGCCCCCUGCCCAAGAGCGAGAGCCCCGAGGGCGCCAGCACCGGCAGCAGCAGCCUCUCCAGCGGCGGCGGAGGGGCCUGCAGCCCGCACCCCGGCGGAAGGGGGCUCGGCCUGGACCCCGCCUCGGCCGAGGCGCACCCCCAGCACCCCCACCCGCACCUGCCCCCCGGCGGGUUCAGCGUGGACAACAUCAUCCUGAGCUCCUUGCGCGCCUCCCCGCAGGGCGGCCCCGAGCAGCAGCUGCUGCCCUUGCCGCCCGUCUCCUCCUCCGCCUCCAGGACCGCCGCCUUGCCCCCCUCGCUGGCCUUGAGCAGCUGCUACGUGCCGGCGGCGGGCCAGGGCGCGCUCUACAGCGCCCCCUGCAGCCAGGGCGCCAGCACCACGGGCAGCCACAGUGGCAGCGCCGCCGCCGCGCAGGCCAGAGGAGGAGGCGGCGGCGGCAGCUACCAUUGCAACUUGCAAGCCAUGAGUCUCUACGCCGCCGCCGCCGCAGCAGCAGCCGCCGCCGCCGCCGGAGGAGGAGGAGGCAACGGUGGAGGGGCCGAGAGGGGACCCCUGGGGGGCAGCCCGGGGGAGCAGGACCCGCUGCCCGAGUACAGCCUGGCAGCCAGCAGCAGCAGCAGCGGCAGCGCCUCGUCGCUCAGCCUGAGCCCCCCGGAGGGCCACCCGCAGGGCGGCGGCCGCCUGGCCUCCUGGUACCUCAACCAAGCCACGGCGGUGGGGGAGCUGGCCCACCUGGCCUCCUCCUCCUCCUCCUCCUCGGCCGCCGCCGCCUCGCCGGCCGCCUACCCGGGCCAGCAGCAGAACUUCCACUCGGUGCGCGACAUGUUCGAGUCCUCGCAGCGCCUCGGCCUGGCCGCCUCGCCCCUCAACGGCAACGGCCCGGCCAGCAGCUGCCAGAUGGCCUUCCCCGGCAGCCAGGCCCUGUACCGCCCGUCCGGCGCCUUCGUCUACGACUGCAGCAAAUUCUGA